AUGACAGCAACAAAAAACAACAGUAACUUUAUCAUUUCUGAUGAACAAGUUAUUGAUUCAUUAGCUGAGGAAUUAGUUGUGGCAGAAACUAAAACCCUCAACGAAAGAAUUGGUGAAAACAAGAUUGAUUUACAUAACUACCUCAAACACGAUGGAGGAAGAGGAAGGAAAACUGGUAUGGCUUUAUUAGUAAAUAAAAUUUCAAAUUUAACGAUUAUAGAUGUUGAUAUCAAUAAAUCAUACAAUGAUGAACUUAAAGAAACAGUUAGAAAAGAUAUUUUAUCAAAACUUUCGGAUAAAGAUGUUAUCGUUAAAACCGCUUCAGGAGGUCUUCAUAUUUAUUGCAACACUAAUUUCUUCUAUUCAGUUUCGAACAGAAUGAUUAAAUGUUAUUCCUGCAAUGAUUAUGAUAUCGAUAUCAUGACUUCUAUGGAUGAUUCAAAGCGUUCUUUAGUGGUUAUGGCUGAUUCAAGAGUUUGCAAGAAUGCAACAGAACCAAUCAAUACAUACUCAUUCAUUCGCGGAAGUUAUGACUCGACCAUAACCAGAACAGUAAACGAUAUAUUAAAUGAUUUGAAUAUUAAGGUAAGAGUUGAACAGAAGAACGAAGAAAUAAAGACUAUCAUGAAUGAAAACAAAGAUGUAAACAUUGACGAUAAACUUGCCCAGAGCAUAGUUGAUGGCAUCAGUGAUUUUGAAGUACAUAAUGACGGUGGAAACAUGAAUUUAGAAAAAGAAGUUACAUUAUUCACACUGUUUCAAGCAAUUAAUUCGUUACCGGAUCAUUUAAUUAAUGAAGCAUACGAUAACGUUUAUAACUUCUGCAGCUUAACUGAAAAUGCAAAAAGUAAUUUUGAAAAAGCACGUAGUAGAUAUGCACAUUUAAUGACUUCUCCAUUUGUUUUAGUGAAGAUUCUAAAACUUUAUCAAAAGGAAUAUUAUGAUGAAUAUGUUUUACCUUUAUUACGUAAGCCAAAAAUAACAUUUGAUAUCAAACUUGAUGACUCGUUUUUGAUAACAGAUAUUAGACGCAAGGCUGAAAAUCAUCAGUAUAAAAACAGUUCUGAA
This is a messenger RNA of Trichomonas vaginalis G3, 1068 nucleotides long. Its product is annotated as Prim-pol domain family. The annotation marks the transcript as partial. NCBI's taxonomy places the organism in Eukaryota, Parabasalia, Trichomonadida, Trichomonadidae. The record is from RefSeq and is a predicted model, not a curated record. The transcript has a single exon.